This is a messenger RNA of Sarcophilus harrisii (Tasmanian devil), 5155 nucleotides long. It is a transcript of the gene SDR39U1, whose product is annotated as short chain dehydrogenase/reductase family 39U member 1. Bases 3607 to 4491 code for a protein of 294 amino acids. The record is from RefSeq and is a predicted model, not a curated record. The transcript is spliced from 6 exons. Lineage: Eukaryota; Metazoa; Chordata; Mammalia; Dasyuromorphia; Dasyuridae.
UCCAAACAAUAAUUAUAACUACAUUAGUGAUAUGGAAAAUUAAAAAAAAACUAAAAAAAAUUCAUUAGAUCUAAAGAAAGCUCUAUAUUCAGAGAAACUCAAUGGAAUAAAUGGGUUCAACAAAGUAUAUCUACUCCAAAGAAUUUGUAUAUUGAUGGAUAUGACUGGGAGUUAAGGGAAAGUAAAAAUGGAAGGGGAAAAGAUCAACCAAGAGAGAGUUGUCACAACUUACACAGAAGAAAAAAUCUCAGAAGGUUUGUUUUGUUUUGUUUUGUUUUUGCUUAUCUUGAACUAAAGAAAUGAUUUCUAAAAUCGACAUACUCUAUAAAAAUAUUCACUGAAAAACUGGGAAAUUAGAUGCUGGUGAUAUAAAGCCAUGAGGAACAGAAGAAAGAAAAAGUGAGACAGGGGAGGGUUGAAAGUGGAGUUAGACCAAGAGAUAUGGAGAGAGAGCAAAUAGAGAGAGAAAAUGAGAAGAAUGAGAAGAGAAGUAAAAAGAGAAGGAAAUCCAUAAGAGGAGAACAAGAAAGAAAGAGACGCGAAUUAGUCCACUCAACCCCCUCCAGAUCUAAUUUCUCAAUUUUUCAGCUCUAGAUCUAUGAUUCUUUGAACUAUUAUUCAAAACAAAACAGUGGAACUGCAGUAGAGAAGUACAAACUCCUAAUCAAAAAUAAGACAAAUAAUUCAUCAAAUGAAGGAAUGAUAAAGACAAUACAGAUGCUGUCUUUUAAGUUGGACUUUUAAGAGAUGAAUAGGAAUUCAAUAAAAGCAGGAGAGAAUAUAUCCUGGACACAGGGAACAGUGGGAAGAAACAAUAUAAGCAAAGUUCAGGAUGAGGUUAGAAAGAAUAAGCAGUUUGGGUUUACUGGAGCACCACAUAGAAAAAAGAAGUAUUUUAUAUUCCACAUAAUUUAUACUAGAAAAAGUUUAACGCCAGAUUAAAGAAGGUCUUAAAUGCUAGGCAAAAAAGUGUGAACUUUUUAUUUGGCUGGCAGCAAGGAACCACUGAAAAAUGUUUAUCACAGGUAUAACAUGACCAGUCUAUAUUCAGGAAUGGUUAAUGUGACAUUGGUGUAGAGAAUGAUAGAUGGAGAUAUCGAGUAUAAUCAGGAAAACCUAUUGCAACAGUCCAAGCAAUUGGUAAUAAAAGCCUAUGUAUAACUAGAGUAAUAGCAAUGGAAGUCAGAGUAAAGAGUUGUGGGAGACAUUGAAGAGGUAAAAUCAAUAGGAGUUAGUAAAUUGAUUACAUAAAAGGAGUAAGAGGGAAGAGUUCAACAUCAAGAAUUUACACUAUGUGAAUAAUGGUGCCAAUGAGAGAAUAUUUAAGUCAGAUCAUCAAUAAUCAUAGCACUUAAAUAACACUCUACAUAUGACAACUCAUUCUUCAUUCCCCACCACAAUCCUGUAAUUAGGGUGCUAUUAUCCCCAUUUUGUGGAUAGGGAAACUGAGAUACAGAGUGGUUAAGUGACUUGUCCAAGGCUUGACACAUCUGAGGCAGGUUUCAAACUCAGGUCCAUCUUUCACACCAAAUUAUUUGGAAAGACAAGUCAAGCAUUAAGACCUCCAGGUGCCAGACACUGUGUUAAGGGUUAGGGAAAGACAACAUCUCUACUGCCCUCAAGGAGAACACGCUCUAACACGGAAGACAAUAUGCAGACAACUGUGUAUAAAUGAGAUAUACACAGGAUAAAUUGGAUAUAAUCUCACAGGGAAAGCAAGAGAAUUCAGGAAAACCAUGAAAGGUAGGAUUUUAGCUUUAACUUGAAAGAAAUCAGGAAGAUGGAUUGGUGCAGCAAAAGAUCAUCAUUAAAGAAAGUACCAGAAAGAGGACAGAAAGAGGAAGAGGACAGGAACUAGGAGGCAGCAGUGGGAAUGAAGAGGAAGUGGCAGAAGAGAUCUGCAAGAGAUCUAAACUCUUGAAACUAAAGGACUUAACUGAUUAGAGAGAUAGUGCCAAUGCAUUCGGAGGUGACUAAAAAGUGAUGCACCUGAUUUGUCUGGUGUCAUUAAUGAAAAAAAAAAAUGGGGGGAGUAAAAAGGAGGGGGAGACCCUGGUAGAAAGAUAUUUUCUGUUUUAGACCUAUUGGUUUUCUGGGUGAGAACAUCCACAUAAAGAUCUCCAGAAUUGUGGAGAAAAAAAAAUGGAAGCUGACAGUUUUGAAGAUUUUCUGCAUAGAGAUGAUGAAAUGAAAUCACUAGAGGGAUGAGAUCAUCCAGGAAAGAGCAGGGAUAAAGAGAAUGUUUCAGAUAGAACACUGAGGAAAUGCCAAAUUUAAAGGGCAAGAGAAGAAUGAAAAGUCCAUUGAAAAAGAAAAUUUAGAACAUACUGACUGACUGGAGGGACAAAAAUACAACACGGCAUUUCUAGGAUUAUAUAAACUGAGAUACUGAAAAAAGCUUAGAGAAAAUUAUAUUCUUUGUAAACCACACCAGAUUUCCUUUCUAGAUAUGGAUGUCCCGAUUCUUCCAGACCAGAAGGGAUUUUCUCCUUCUGCAAAACCUGAUUAUCAAAGCCACUUGGAGGAGCACCUUCAUGCCAGUGAGGCUGUGGAAGAGAAUAUCGACAUUGGUUGUGCUUAGUUGGAUAUUACUGACUGUUUCUUUACCAUCUCUAUGGUGAUGACCCAAAUGUACUUGUCCCAACCUUUCUUCAGACUUGCAAUCGCAAUCUCCACCUGCAUUUCAGAGAUCUCAAACUGGAUGCCCAGUGGACAUCGUCAACUCAACGUGUCUAAGAGGGAACGUAUCAUUUUGACUUCUUAGUGUAAAUCCUAAAGUUAAGCGAACCUGCUCUCCCAGACGUCACAAUUACAUAUUUCACCAGUGUCUUUGCAGUUUCCCUUAAGGGCUAACUUAAUAGAAAAGGUUUUAGGAAUAGAGGGACCCUUAGACUCCGUCUAACCCUCUCGUUUUAAAGAUAAGAAAAGAGUUCUGGACAACCAGGAGACGAAAGCAGUCUUCGGAUUCAGUUAUCUUUCCCCGUGGAAAAGGAAUCGGGGACUUGAGAGCUCGGAAGCAUCUCGGGUCACCCGGUCCAAGCGGCGCCCAGAAGAGACGACCCUCUCCAGCAGCUCCGGCAGCCCGCCCGAGGCGCCGGUGCGGAGAGGGCUGCCUCGGCGGGCCGGGCCGCUCGCUGCCCACCCCUGGGCAGCCACUUUUCUCUCCGGGCCGGCCCUGGCCUUCUAGGUCUCCAAAGGCCCGCGGGCUUCUCUUCCUAACUCUGAAGGAGGUCACAGGCUUGAUGCUGAGAAAGGCUCUACCAAGUCCAGCCGCCUCACUUCACAGAGAUGGAGACGGAGGCACAGAGAGGUCUCCCAGCAAGCGCCGGACGCGGGAGCGGGCCCCAGCCCACCAAAGAGGCGAGAUGGCAGCCUCCUGUCCCAGAUGGGAGGGUCCUUGCCUCUCUCCGGCCGCUUCCCCGCAGCAGGUCCCUUUAAGAACCAUCGGUUGGCCAGAGCCGGGUUCCGUAGCCCCUCCCACUCGCCACACCACGCCCCACGGAGUUAAAGACGCACGAGCAGGAGCACGGGCGUAGAGAGGGGGCUUCUUCCGCGUGGGGGCGGCGACCUGCUACUACGCAGGCGCGCGGGGCGACAGCCGCCAAAAUGAAGGUGCUCGUAGGCGGUGGAACGGGCUUCAUCGGGCGGGCCCUGACUCACCUGCUGCACUCCCGAGGACACGAGGUGACCGUGGUCUCCCGGCAGCCCGGUGCCAGUCGCAUCACUUGGAAUGAGCUCACCCACUUUGGGUUGCCCCCCUGCGAAGCUGUGGUCAACUUGGCUGGGGAGAACAUCCUCAAUCCCUUCCGAAGGUGGAAUGAGGCCUACCGGAAGGACCUGCUCAGCAGCCGUCUAGACACUACUCACAAAUUGGCUACAGCUAUUGCCAAGGCCGUGCAGCCCCCCCAGGCCUGGGUCUUGGUCACAGGCAUAGCUUAUUACCAGCCCAGUCUGACUGCAGAGUAUGACGAGGACAGCCCUGGUGGAAAUUUUGACUUCUUCUCAAACUUGGUGUCCAAAUGGGAAGCAGCAGCCAAGCUCCCUGGGGAUGCCACACGUCAGGUUGUGGUCCGCUCUGGUGCUGUGCUGGGCCGUGGGGGUGGUGCCAUCAGUCACAUGCUGCUGCCCUUCCGCCUAGGCCUUGGUGGGCCUAUUGGUUCAGGCCGACAGUUCUUUCCCUGGAUCCACAUUGAGGACAUGUCGAGGAUCUUGGUCCAUGCCAUAGAGAACAGCCAUGUUAAUGGUAUCUUGAAUGGGGUUUCUCCAGCAUCCUCUACCACCAAUGCUGAGUUUGCCAAGGCCUUAGGUGCUGCCCUGGGCCGCCCUGCCUUCCUUCCUCUGCCCAGCCCUGCUGUCCAAGCAAUCUUUGGUCGGGAACGUGCAGUUAUGCUGCUGGAGGGUCAAAAAGUAAUACCUCGAAGGACUCUAGCUAGUGGCUAUCAAUAUGUCUUUCCAGAGUUGGGGGCUGCUCUGAAGCAAGCUGUAUCUUGAAGGGGCUCAAAGGUCUUUUUUCUUUAAUAGAGGCUAUCCUGUUUAAAUCUUAAUUCUAUAUAUGUAACCAAUUCCUUAAAAACGGUUUACUGAAGCUUUACAAUAUAUAACAGAACAACAUUAACAACUCCAUUUUACCCUUAACCACCACUUUGUAAAGUUAAAUUUCAACUUCUUGGAAGUCAUCUAAUUUUGAAGACAUUAAAAUUUUUCCUCCCAGUUGUCAUUUGACUUAUGUCACAAAACUCCCCUUCUUUUCAUCUCAAUGUCUCUUAACUCUCUCCAAUAAGUAAACAAGUCUCUCAAUCCCUAUAAUCCUAUUCUUGUUUUUCAUUCCUUUCAAAAUGUAUAUUAACUGUAUCUGUGACUACCAAGAGCCUUGAACCCAAUUUGUUUCUGCAGCUGUUUGCUCUGUUAAAGAAAUCAUUUGUCUGGAUGAAAUCUGGUUUCUUCCAAAUUAUAGCAAUUAUAACAAUAUGUGUAUAUAUAAAGGCAUUUGUCACAAAUCACUAUUCAGGUUAUCUAGGAUCACCCUACCCUAUCCCUCUUUCCCUUUCCAUGGACCUCCAUGGAAAGCCAGGAGUCUUUAUCUUAUCAUUUUUCCCUCAAGACGUAUAUAAUAACACUAUAGUGCACAUACAAUAAAGUCAACUGUUUUACUCAA